UAUGUCAUACCAGCACAAAAAAACCAGAUAGACCUAAAAACAGAGAAAACGAUGUCAAUGAAGGUAAACAUUACACACGAUCGAAGACUAUAACAUACUUUUUGGUAAAUGAAAACGGCGAGAAAAUUUCAGUUUGCAAAACUUUUUUCCUCACUACACUAGGCUAUAACCAAAAUAACUGUAAGGCAGUAAGAAACGCUCUUGAAAGUGAUUAUAAGCCCGAAUUAUAUCCAAAACCUCUUGUUGAUGGACGUGGACGCAACCCGAAUCCUCAAAAACUAGAUUCUGUUAAAGUCACGGAACAUAUAAUGUCAUUUAAUCCUGCAGUAUCUCACUAUAGACGUGAGCACGCCCCUAACAAAAAGUAUUUGCCUUCAGACCUUAAUAUACGUAUAAUGUAUGACCACUACUGUGAAACCGAUCCUGAAAUAAAAGUAUCUUAUGGAUUUUACAGAAAACUUGUAAGAGAACUUAAUAUCUCAUUUACUAAAUUAGGACAAGAAGAGUGUGAGCUAUGUGAAAAAUUUAUUAUACACAACCCUCGUCGGGAAAUGAUUAGGCAUAGAAAUUGCAAAGAUUGUAAAGACUACGAAGCACACCAUGACAGAUAUAUAUUAGCUCGCCAAAAAUAUGAAAAUGAUGCUGACAAUCAAACACAGAAGAAAAAUGACACAGACACUCUAAUUUUUGCCGUAGAUCUAGAAAAAGUUAUAAUGUUACCCCGCAUGGAAGAGUUCAAAACUGUGAUGUUUUGCCCGCGGCUUAUUGUUUUUAACCAAAGUUUUGUGCCAAUUGGUGAAAAACAUAUACAUGAAUUAGGUCUAACUUUUGCAGCUUUAUGGCAUGAAGGAUUAUCUGGAAGAAAAAAAGAGGAUAUCGUGAGUUGCUUCAGGGCCUUUUUUAUGCAAAAUAGAGACCUUAAGCAUAUCAUUUUGUGGCUCGAUAACUGUGCAGCACAAAAUAAAAAUUGGACCCUGUAUUCUUAUCUGAUAUAUUUGGUAAAUUCUACAGAAGUUAACUUUGAAACUAUUACUUUACGCUACUUGGAAACUGGUCACACAUUCAUGGCUGCAGAUGAAUUCCACCACAGAGUAGAGAAAUCUCUCAAAACAAAAAAGCGUGUUUAUGACUUUGACGACUUUUGUAAUGCUGUAUCUAAUACUGGCUCUCGCACCAUGGUAAAGAAGAUGGAAGUUCAAGACUUUUACGAUUUUGAAGACUGUUCUUCGACAUUUAAAUUAAAAAAUUCUAACCCGAGAGCUUAUUUAAAUAAUAUUACUGAGACAAAUUUUCGAAGAGGAUCUAAUUCACUUUUUUACAAGAGUAGCCAUGGUACUCAAGAAUACUUCUGUAAAUGAUCAGUCACUCGAUUUGAUUCAAAACUUUGAAGACUAAAAUUAAAGAAGACUGAUUUUAUUAUACUCACUUUAGUGAAGUUUUUAAGUAGUAUUAAGAAUAAUUGAUAUGUAAGCAAAGUGCCUUGAUGUUUCUCAUUUUAAAGUUGUUGGCGUGGCGUAUUUGGUUGUUUGUGCCUUUUAAACGUAAUAUUAUUGUUUCUAACUUAUUUUUUAUGUUAAGAUAAAAUAAAUUAAGAUAAUUAUCUAUUAUAUGCAUAAAAUUUAAAAUUUAAAAUGGUCAUGGUCUUAUAUGUAGUAUAUAAAUGCAUGUAUUGACAUUCACAAAAUUUCGAAAAACAUAGUUUAGUAAUGUAAUUUUCAAUAAAAACUAAAAAAAAAAUCAAACUUGAUUUUUUCAAUAUUUGCAAAAUGUUAGUUGUGACCUUCUUUCUUAUGACGGCAG
Messenger RNA from Trichoplusia ni (cabbage looper), 1800 nucleotides. RefSeq lists its product as uncharacterized. Bases 309 to 1358 code for a protein of 349 amino acids. NCBI's taxonomy places the organism in Eukaryota, Metazoa, Arthropoda, Insecta, Lepidoptera, Noctuidae. The record is from RefSeq and is a predicted model, not a curated record. The transcript is spliced from 2 exons.